CAGCCACCGGAACGGGGUCUUCCGCCGGGGUAGCCUGGUGGUCCAUGAUGAACGGCAGCCUCUACGAGGAAAGCCCCCCUCCAGCCCCCCAAAGUGCGGCUACGCCGAUCAGCAAUAGCGGUAUGACUAGUCCGACCACAGUACCGCCUCCAGCAGCAACCACUUCGGCGACGUCGAGUUCUUCACCUGCCAGUGUCACCAGCAAUAGUGGCUCAGCAGGCCCUCUUCACAUUCCCGCCAAGCGACUGACCUCUGGAGGUUAUGGGGACUGCGGAGACGGUGUCAUACGACAUGGUCAUGGCCAGCCUUGGUCAUACUCUCCUUCAGACAACCACCAAACGGCGUUCGAACCAACGGUAGGUCUCAACCAUCAUCAGUACAACGCUCCCACGUAUUACAACCUAGCAGCUGACGCUUCAGGUAACAGAGAUAGAAAACCACCUCUGUCUUUCUGGUCACCUGCAGCUACUGCCGCUACGGGUACUCCAGAAUACAAAUACAGUAGUGUAUCAGCGGGACCAAGCGCAGAUCCCGCUGUUUCCUCAUGUCAUCAGGGCUUCUCAAGCAGUUCUUGGUGCAAUUAUUCUCCGUACUCUUCUGCAUCCAGGCACCAUGUGGAUGCCCACCAAGCCGUCCCAUAUUUACCCACAGAUGAUCGAGGUCGUGCGGCAGCUGCUGCUGCCAUGGUCGCCGAAUCUGCUUCCUUCAACCAUGCCCAUGAUAGAGGCUAUGGUCUUGGAAACUAUGGACCUGAACAAGUUCCGUCUACACCUUAUCCUCCCCCAGUUAUGUGGGGAUCAUCCCCAUCUCUUUUUGCUUCAGGUUCGCUGGGCUCCAUGGUAGGGACAGUAUCUUGUGGAGCGGGUACUAACCCUCUCGAAUGGACCGGUCAGGUGACCGUCCGCAAAAAACGUAAACCGUACUCGAAAUACCAGACGCUGGAGUUGGAAAAAGAGUUCCUAUUCAAUGCCUAUGUUUCUAAACAGAAACGAUGGGAGUUGGCGCGGAACCUCAACUUGACCGAGCGCCAGGUGAAGAUUUGGUUCCAGAACAGAAGAAUGAAAAAUAAGAAGAACUCGCAAAGACAGCAAACGCAGCAGCAGAAUAACAACAACUCGGCUACCAACAACCAGAAUCAUCACGGGUCUCAUCACCAUCCCUCGCACCAGGUGCACACGCCGCAUCACAUUGUAAACCACCACGUUUCUGCUAAUGGGACGUUAAAACAUCAUCAGUGA
Diabrotica balteata is the source of this 1238-nucleotide messenger RNA. The record is from the annotation of a GenBank genome assembly. Lineage: Eukaryota; Metazoa; Arthropoda; Insecta; Coleoptera; Chrysomelidae.